UUGCUGCACGUUUGUGUUUGUGGUUGAAGAGGUCGACAUGUCGAGCUCGUACAGAAACAGGAUCCAGGAGUUCAAGGUCGCACUGAGUGAGGUCCAGAUUGACCUGAAGACGCUACGUGGGCUCUGUUUUGGCGGAGUGCCUUUUGAAGGAGGGACGCGAUCCCUGUGCUGGAAAAUCUUGUUGAACUACCUUCCCCUGGACCAGACACUAUGGGACUCCUUCCUGAAAAAGCAGAGGGAGUUGUACGUACAGUUCCUGAAGGAGAUGAUCAUCCAGCCAGGAAUAGCCAAAGCCAACCUGGGCCUCUCCAGAGAGGACGUCACCAUGGAGGACCACCCCCUGAACCCAAACCCAGAGAGCCGAUGGAAUAACUACUUCAAGGACAAUGAGGUGCUGCUACAGAUCGACAAAGAUGUCAGACGUUUGUACCCAGAUAUGGCCUUCUUCCAGAGGCCCACAGAGUACCCCAGCAAGCUCAUCCUGGAUCCCCAGAACGAGUAUGAGACUCUGCGGAGACGUGUGGAGCAGACAACCCUCAAGGCGCAGACCGUCGACCGCAACCGGAGUGGAGUUACCAAUUCCACAAAGGGUCAAACACAGGUGGGCUCCCCAGGCAGGGCGCUGAACCUGUACCCGUCUAACGAGUUCGAGGUUCUGCCCAGCGGCUGUGAGGCCCACUGGGAGGUGGUGGAGCGCAUCCUGUUCAUCUACGCCAAGCUCAACCCAGGCAUCGCCUACGUGCAGGGCAUGAAUGAGAUCGUCGGCCCCAUUUACUACACCUUCGCCACGGACCCCAACGGCCAGUGGAAAGAACACGCUGAGGCAGAUACCUUCUUCUGUUUCACCAACCUGAUGUCAGAAAACCGGGACAACUUCAUCAAGAGCCUGGACCAUUCACAGUGUGGCAUCACCUACAAGAUGGAGAGUGUUUUCUCUAUGCUGAAGGAGAAAGAUGUGGAGCUCUACAUGAAGCUGCAAGAACAGAACAUAAAGCCUCAGUAUUUCACCUUCCGUUGGCUCACCCUCCUGCUCUCUCAGGAGUUCUUGCUCCCGGAUGUCAUCCGGAUCUGGGACUCGCUCUUCUCAGACCAGGACCGCUUUGACUUCCUCAUCCUCGUCUGCUGUGCCAUGCUGAUUUUAAUCCGAGAUCAGUUACUGGUGGGAGAUUUUACAAUGAACAUGAGAUUACUCCAGGAUUACCCCAUAUCUGAUGUGCACACUAUCCUGACCAAGGCCAAAGAGCUGCAGGACAGCUCGUAGCUGGCAUGCCUGUACUGCCCCAUUACCCCACCCAACUGCCCUACCCUGCCUUGCCCCGUAGGGGAAACCACGGGAGAACCAUAACCUGGACGACAGCAGUGCAUCCUGAGAGGGGAUCACGUUUUUCCACUGAAUUCUGGGAGCCGUAUGAGAGGACUUUCAUCCUGGGUGUGUCCCUCUCAUGGUGUGUGUAGCGGGAGGCAGAUUUUUUUUAUUACACUGAACACUUGAAAAUUUGAACAUGAAGCAAAGCAAACACAUAUCACCCUCGUUAGGUGUCACUCUCAAACGCCAAAAUGUUUUUAUUUUCCCUUUUUCCUUCUCAGAAUUCUAGUGAAGGGUUUUCUGGUGAUGUUUCUCUUCAAGCUGUGUUUUUACGAAACAGUUUACUUUAUAAUGGUCUACUUUUGUCUUUUGUGUGGUUUUUAUUUAAAUGAUUGGCAUAGUCAGAAAGCAGAAUCUUAUUACUACCAUAUAAGGACAGUUGUAUCUCGAUCUGUGUGUGUGCGUGCGCGCGUCUUGGUCUGUGUGUGUGUGUGUGUGUGUGUGUGAGCGCGCACAUCUCAGUCUUUGUGUGUGUCUGUCUCGUGUGCUGUCCUGCUGACUGCUCUCAUAACACCACAAACGUCAGCAUUCCCACUGAACGGUGCGUAGCCGUCACAGCCAAGCCAACACUGUUCACAGCAAUAGAGCUUGUUUAUUGUUGUUGUUUUAACACACGUGUGUGUGUGAAGGGUAACUCACUGUGUGUGUGUAGAGUGUGUGUGUGUUCUCCCCAUUCAGAAGUUUGUUGUGUGACUGAGUCAGGUUUAUUGUUUGUACUUCUGCUGCAUGCACAUACGUAGCGGUGCUCUUGUGUUGAUCAUUUGUUUGUUGUUUAUCGUCGUUAUUGAUGUUUUUUGCAAAUAAUGUCAAGAAAACCUGAAUCGCAUAAUAUGAGCAUGACUCGCACUACAAGAAUGACGCAUCAGUAAUGAUCCACGUCGCCAUGUCUGCUCAUGCACACGAAGGGCACGCUCUGUUACGCGCCCAUCCUCAUCUUCAUCGUCCGUAACACAACAGGAACAUCUACCCUGCUCUUCCUCUACGUGACCCAGGAACCCUAACCAAAACGGGAAUGGAAGUUGGCUCCACUUUCACAGAAUGGUUUAGUAAAUAAGAUAAAGAUGUGACUUGUGGUCCUGCAUAAAGAAAAAGGCAAAGGUAUUAAACUCUUUUGGAUACCCAGACUUGGUUUUAGUAAACAUGUUUUAAUGUGCGUCUGUGAACACUCUGAGUUCUGGAGGAGCUGGACUGCACAGAUGUCCUGUUUCCCCUGUGGUUUCGCUUUGUUGUAACAGUAGGAAUAUGUGUGGAAGCAAAAUUUUGUCUCAUCUUUGGGUUCCUCAUUAAUCAGAAUCAAAUGAAUGCAUCUUAAAUCUGUAAUAUUUCCUGGUUUUUUGCUCAAGAAAGAGGAUCAGAGUCAUUGCUGAUUCGUUCAUUGGAUAGAAAUGUACGUUCAGUACAUCCAAGUGUUCACGUCCAUGCAGACCAUGUCAGAAAGUGUGUUAAACCUCCUCUCAUCUUCAGGCAGACAGAAGUAAAGUAAGUGCUGUGUCUGUUCUCCUGUGGCCCCACCCUUCUUCUGUUCAGAGGCCUAUCAGCCCCCAGCACUAACUGAAGGCCCACCCCAUUCUCUCCUGUCAGCCAGUCAAGUUAAGUGGUCAUUGGUGGUGUUGGUUGAUACUGGGAAUAUAGAAAAUAAAUGUAUACAAAUAAAAAAGGAAAUAAACACGUAGAAUAAUGAUUUGUACAAUAAAGUAAUACAGUGUUUUGCAAAA
Molecule: messenger RNA, 3081 nt
Organism: Electrophorus electricus (electric eel)
Lineage: Eukaryota; Metazoa; Chordata; Actinopteri; Gymnotiformes; Gymnotidae
Gene: tbc1d13
Product: TBC1 domain family, member 13
Biological process (GO): intracellular protein transport; activation of GTPase activity
Molecular function (GO): GTPase activator activity
Source: RefSeq, a predicted model, not a curated record